Molecule: messenger RNA, 498 nt
Organism: Pseudomyrmex gracilis
Lineage: Eukaryota; Metazoa; Arthropoda; Insecta; Hymenoptera; Formicidae
Exons: 1
Coding region: 1-498 (165 amino acids)
Source: RefSeq, a predicted model, not a curated record
AUGAAGGUGGCUUGUCCAUUCCGAAACGUGGAGAUUAUGGUUUCGGGGUUGGACGAGUUCACCUCUGAGGAAGAUGUCCGAAAGGACUUUGUGGUAGAGUUUUGCGGCGGGAGUGGCGUUAAGGUAAUAUCCUUGCGUCUGGUCAGGUGGCAGGAGAGGAUACAGAAUCCUCUUUUGCCCGGUAGGAGGGAAGCCGUGGGCCCUGUGCUCCCGGACUGGGUGGAUUGCUGCCACGGGUAUCUUACCUUCGUCACCACCCAGAUCCUAACGGGGCAUGGGGUGUUCGGCAAUUUCCUCCAUCGGAUAGGGAAGGCGGACUCUCCAGCGUGUGAGCACUGCGACUCGGACUUCGACUCUGCGGCUCACACGUUGGAGGAAUGUCCAGCAUGGGAGGAGGAGAGAGCAACGCUCAUUUUCGUGGUGGGCCAGGACCUCUCCCUGCCAUCUGUCGUUAGACAGGGACCAGGAGAAAUGGCGAGCGGUGACGAGGUUUUGUGA